AUGAAUGCUUUUCGGUGUCUGAGGGUCGUCGCGCGCCCUGCAACUACUGCCAUCAGACCUUCCCUCACACACGUCGCCGCACCACAACGGAUACUGCAACCCUCCGCCCCCCGCGCCUUCUCCAUGCUCACGCCGCGCCGCCCCAUGCUCUCCGCGCCCAGCACGCUCGCCGCACCUGGCACACCCUCGCAGCCAGUCUGUUCAUCAGAAACACUCGACCUGGUGGGCAAAAUCUCCGCACACCCGGGACUGGGCAGCAUGCAGAUCCGCUGCGGGCCGCGAGAUACGUACAACCCGAGCCAUCUGGUGAGGAAGCGGAGACAUGGGUUUUUGAGCAGGAUACGGACGAAGAAGGGGAGGAAGACGUUGAUGCGGAGGGUUAAGAAGGGGAGGUGGAAUUUGAGUCAUUAG
Molecule: messenger RNA, 411 nt
Organism: Parastagonospora nodorum SN15
Lineage: Eukaryota; Fungi; Ascomycota; Dothideomycetes; Pleosporales; Phaeosphaeriaceae
Exons: 2
Coding region: 1-411 (136 amino acids)
Biological process (GO): translation
Cellular component (GO): mitochondrial large ribosomal subunit; ribosome
Molecular function (GO): structural constituent of ribosome
Source: RefSeq, a predicted model, not a curated record